Molecule: messenger RNA, 1268 nt
Organism: Solea senegalensis (Senegalese sole)
Lineage: Eukaryota; Metazoa; Chordata; Actinopteri; Pleuronectiformes; Soleidae
Gene: psmg3
Product: proteasome (prosome, macropain) assembly chaperone 3
Exons: 3
Coding region: 145-516 (123 amino acids)
Biological process (GO): proteasome assembly
Source: RefSeq, a predicted model, not a curated record
CAUGCUCCAAACAAAACGAGGUACGUUUGUUUCGGUUUGUUUUCAUGGUGAACAUUAAAUGACGGAGUGUCACAGAAGUUGCUUUUAAGUGUGGAACCAAAUCGACGCAAAAGCACAGACACAGGGCACUCACGGAUUAACAAAAUGUCCUCCCCUGAGCCGGUCGUCAGGUCGAGACAGACAGAGAGAGACGUGAAUGGAGUUUCAACUCAGGUCGUCUGCACAGAGUUCAGUAAUUACAUAUUCGUAGUUCUCACUCAGUACGGCAAAAUCGGGACAUUGAUAUCUGUCACACCAGACUCCAAAUCCAAUGACAUCAGCACCCCAACGCUCUCCACCAAAGUGCUGCUGGGCAAAGAAGAGCCACUGACACACGUCUGUGCCAAAAACCUGGCAAUGUUUGUGUCGCAGGAAGCCGGCAACAGGCCUGUGUUACUGGGACUGGCACUAAAGGAUUCUUCCAUUGAUUCAAUAAAACAAAUGAAAGAGAUAAUCAAAAGCUGUCAAGUCUGGUAGGAAGUCAACAAAAUGGGCACAUAGCCCUUUGGAAGCCCCCAGCGCCACAUUUUCCCCUUUUUGUCUUUUUUAACAAUUUCCUUACAUGCCGAAUACAUACCCUGGGGCUUAAGAUGGAAAUGUACAUAUCCAAUUUCAUUCACCCUUAUCCUUUUUGAUUUAUUGAGAUGGGGAGAAACAUUUUAUGGAUAAAACAAGUGAGACCUAAUCUGGAUUUAAGGGUGUCUUGUGUGUAUGCCAGUGUGCUCUCAAAAAUUGAGGAUUGAGCAGUGAAUAAGCUUUGAUUUGGAAAAAAGGAGUACAAUAUUCUGAUUUAAAAGUAAAUAUUCAAAGUUAAGACGGGAUGAGACUUAAGAAAUAAAACUUGUCACUUGUAAAAGUUGUCCUUUUUCUGUCUUUGAAACAAAAGCACCUCAGUCAAUUUUGCACCGGUGACGAAUUGCUUAGGCUUAGUACCGGAUAAACAUUUUAAGUAUCACAAAUAUCCCCAUCAAACUGGAAAAUUGGGUCUGGCCUUUUCUAAUCAGGCCAGGGUCUUUGCUUCAUUUAUCAGUUGCGGCUUUAUUACACAGGCUACCAAGCAGUUAAGCAGUAAUUUAGACUCUGUCAGCACAUUUCAAAGCAGCACAUUUUGUGCCACUAGUGUUUUACUGCAAGCCCUUCACAGUAGUCAAUGUAUUCACAUUGUAAGACUUGCACUGGUCGUGUGGAAUAUUGAUUGUAUCUGUGUUAAUAAAUAUAUUUGUAACGUA